This is a messenger RNA of Laccaria bicolor S238N-H82, 482 nucleotides long. It is a transcript of the gene LbCipC1, whose product is annotated as CipC1 protein, concanamycin induced protein C. The transcript is spliced from 6 exons. Lineage: Eukaryota; Fungi; Basidiomycota; Agaricomycetes; Agaricales; Hydnangiaceae. The coding region runs from base 48 to 371 and encodes 107 amino acids. The record is from RefSeq and is a predicted model, not a curated record.
ACCUAUUACCUCUUACCACUUCUACUUUCAUCUCACUACUAUCUAACAUGGGUUGGUUCAGCGACGAUUCUGACCAAGCUAACGCUUACAACGAAGUUACGAAUGCCCCCCACAAGGCUACGCUCUCGCACGAGCUGAUCGCCGCCGCUGCUUCGUACGAGGCCGCCAAAGCGUACGAGAACCACGUCGCAGAGAAUGGCCAGCCUACCUCUCACGCAAAGGCGAAGGAAAUACUUGCCGGAUUUGCUGGUGCCUUCGUUGAUCGUGAGGCAGAGACCAAAGGGCUUGACUACAUCGACAGGGAGAAGGCUAAGCACCAUGCAACCAACAGCUCCAUGAUGCUUCCUACGACGACUAUAACUAAAUCGUAAUUCGAACCGACCCGAAACUGUAACAUACCGCUGUUUAUCUGAGGAACAAUAAGAAUGACAAUGUGAUUUACCAUAAAUUACAAUCCAAUGAUUAUCAGUUUACCAUUGAUC